GUGCCUGGCGUGCCUGGCGUGCCUACCAAAAAAUUUCGCUAGCGCUUGCGUAGUCCAAAAUGCGCCAGGCAUCCUCAGGCAAGUGCCCCGGAUUAUGUCCUUCCUGCCCCUGUACUAUUCAAACGGUCCACCGGGACGACACCCUGUGUGUCCAUCGCGUCUGUCCUCACUUCCAAAGAAAACACAUCUCAUCUUUGAAUCCAUCCUCCAACAAAUCUAUCGACCACGUUUUCCGGCCCCUUAGACCAUCCGCAGCCGCUGCAAUCCUCCGCCACAGACAGGCGCCACGCAUCCAAUUGGGAUAAGUGUGCAUUUCCGCCCCUGCAGGUCCACGACCCAGCAAUGCAACGACGCCAGUGCUGUCCCUGUCAGGUUCAAGCAGCAUGGCAGCGGCAUGUUGAAAACCUACGUCGGAAUGGAUAUUUGGAGCUGACCAAGCACGCCCAACGAACACCACGGCAUUGGUUCUCCAAAUCCUUCAGAGAACAACCACAACCGAAUGCGCGAAUCAAGCUUCAAAUCCGCUUUGGAGAUCGGUGGGGAUCAUUGGGAUACACCAGGGGAUAUGAGCCGCCAAUCGUCAUGGACUCAAUCGUUCGAUCAAGAGGUCGCCGACGAGGCAAAAAGAAUACCACACCACCACAGCAUCCAGACUGGCGAUGUUCGAGUUUCCGAGAUGCCUUCAACGCUGCGCCAAGCGGCGAUGCUGCCUUGAGACAAGCACAGGUAAACCUUUCUGGCUUUUUUUUUUGUCUCUUGCUUUUCUCUUGUCGUCACGUCAGUUGGCUCCUGCUUCUGUUCCGCACGGAGGGGGCAUCACUUGUACCCUGCAAGGGCCUUGUGCACGCUCAAUCCGCUCCAGAAUUCCCUCGACCCGCCAAUUCCAGUGACGCUGUGGCCCCUAUGCCUGGCUGGAGUCAUCUAGUGACUCCACCUUCUCACUCAUGAAAUUUCAAGUGGGUUCGUAACUCAUAGUUAUGGGGCACGGCCGGCGAGACACUUCUCUCCCGGAACACCUCCGGGUCCGGCAUUGCCUGUGGUACACCUUGGACUCUACUUGGAUUCUGAGCCCCCCUACGGUACCCCUGUUCUGCCUGGCGGCACGUAUUGCAAGGCUCCGCAGCAUGCCAUGCCACUCACUUGUCACUGUGGACAUGGAUACACACUACUUGGAGAUGGUUGCCAUCUGAAAAUAAUUUAAACAGCAGCUAUUCCCACCUUUUGGUCAUGAUCAUCAACAGCCCAACACCCACUUCCAGUUUUUAAUAGCUUCACAUCAACAUUAACAUCAACAUCAACAUGUCUGGAUACUACCACAUGCCACUCCAGGGCCAGCAUGACCAGCAACAUGCUGAGCCGUCUGCCUUUCGACCUUCCCGAGCAGAGGACUGGGAACCAUACCGAGACAUCAUUGCACAUCUCUACAACACGAUGAAGCUCAAGGAUGUCAUGACCGAGAUGCAAAUGACAUACAACUUCAAAGCAACUGAGAAGCAGUACAAGACUCAGUUGAAGAAGUGGAACCUUGAUACCAAGUACAUCAAGGCAUCCGAGUACAUGGCCAUGCUUCAGAUCAUGCGUGAGCGGGAAGCCCAGGACCCAUCCAAGCAGACACGCUUCAUUCUUCGCGGGAGACCAGUAGAUCCCAAGGAUAUUGCUCGGUUUGAGAAGCGGCAUCAGAAGAAAGGGACACUGAAGGAAGGGGAGCUGGCAGAGCUUCAGGAACCUGUCGAGGACCUCAUCUAUCACACUCCUUCUCCUGAGCCAACAGGAUAUGCAUACACUGCAACCUCCGACUACGGGUCAACCUCUUCGUAUGCAACCACUUCCGCAUACGACACUUCCUCGCAAUACGCCUAUAGCUACGGCAUGUGACCCGAGCAAUGCAUCUACGACCACGCAAGGUGGCUUUCUACCCGAAUUUUUUGACGACGAGGUGCAAUCGGCAGAUGGGGGCGCAUCGUCGAAUUCCUUUUUUCAGCACUAGUUCUUCCUUACACUUAAUGCACGCAUAUGGGACAACGGUAGGACAUGAUUUGGAGGCAUCUCAUCUUUCAUUUGGUGGACUGGAGGAGUAAUUGGAUACCCAUGGAUUUGAUUGGUUUGGACUUACACGGGCGUUUUUUGCUUGCAACGGAUAGACACAUAUAGACGUGACAGUGGUGCAUCGACUAUGAUUACUCAUCAUGCAUCAUCGAAUCUUGUAUCACCAUCUUGA
This is a messenger RNA of Podospora pseudocomata, 2218 nucleotides long. RefSeq lists its product as uncharacterized. The transcript has 3 exons. The record is from RefSeq and is a predicted model, not a curated record. Bases 1300 to 1875 code for a protein of 191 amino acids. NCBI's taxonomy places the organism in Eukaryota, Fungi, Ascomycota, Sordariomycetes, Sordariales, Podosporaceae.